ACCUGUCACACAGUUGGACAUAGAGACACACUGACAUUCAAAUGAGCCACUGCAAGACCAUGUAUAAGAGGACAACUGUAAGAACUGCCAUGCUGAGAAGAGGCCGGAACAGCAGGGCUCGGCAUUUGGCCUGGAGCGAAACAAGGCAAGAGACAGAUGCCAUGGCAGUGAUCCAGAUAUCGGACAGGGAGGAAUGGGAAAGCCAGACAACAACACAGAUAAGUGACUUGGAGUCUGACGUGGAUUACCUGGCAAGUUCUCAGACUGUUGACGAGGUGGUGGCGUUACCCCAGACAGAACCGGUUAGAGGGGAGUCUUUCUGCCAGUGUGACCGACAGGAAGAGCUCAGCCCAGGCUUCUGUGUCAGUAGUGACUGCCUCUGUGGGGAGGAGGACGAAGGUUUUGACUGGGUAUGGGAUGAGAACGGCAAGUCCUCUGGAGCUUUCCUCAGUUGUGACAACAGGAAGGUGAGCUUCCACUCAGACUACAGCUGUGGCACAGCUGCCAUCCGCGGCACCAAGGAGCUUGCGGAGGGCCAACACUUCUGGGAAGUCAAGAUGACCUCUCCUGUCUAUGGAACUGACAUGAUGGUGGGGAUUGGAACUUCAGAGAUGAACCUAGAGAAGUUCAAGUACAGCUUUGGCAGCCUGCUGGGCCAUGAUGAAGACAGCUGGGGGCUUUCCUACACAGGUCUCCUCCAGAACAAAGGGGAAAAAUUGAAGUUCUCCUCUCGGUUUGGUCAAGGCUCCAUCAUAGGAAUGCACUUGGACACCUGGCACGGUACCCUGACCUUCUAUAAGAAUCGGCACUGCAUAGGUGUUGCUGCCACUAAGCUGCGGAACAAGAAGUUCUACCCCAUGGUGUGCUCCACAGCUGCCAAGAGCAGUAUGAAGGUGAUCCGUGCCUGUUAUACACCCACCUCCCUGCAGUACCUUUGCUGUGCCCAGCUCCGCCAAAUGUUGCCCUGCUGCCCGGACGUACUCAGUGUUCUGGAGCUGCCCCCAGGCCUACGCACCCUCCUCCACUCACAGCUAGGGUGGAUUUUCACCCUUAGGAGCAGCCCUGAAGUCCCAGAGCAGCAGAGAGACUCGCCUGAGGAUUUCGAGGAGGAGAUGAACCUGCCUUCGAGCCCUAGCCCCAUCCCAAGCCUGGUAUCCACCCUGAGUGCCUGCGCCUCCCCGAGCCCCUGCACCAGUCCAAUCCCUGACACAGCCCAGCAUCAAUGCCCCUGUCAAACAUCACCUCAAACUCAACCGUGCACUUGCCACUUCCCUCCAACUCCUCCCAGCAGCGACUAUGACAGCUGCUGCUCUGAGCCAGAAGAUUACCAAUGUAAGAGAUGCCGCUGGACAUGA
This is a messenger RNA of Scomber scombrus (Atlantic mackerel), 1355 nucleotides long. It is a transcript of the gene spsb3b, whose product is annotated as splA/ryanodine receptor domain and SOCS box containing 3b. The transcript is spliced from 7 exons. NCBI's taxonomy places the organism in Eukaryota, Metazoa, Chordata, Actinopteri, Scombriformes, Scombridae. Gene Ontology annotation, biological process: proteasome-mediated ubiquitin-dependent protein catabolic process. Gene Ontology annotation, cellular component: SCF ubiquitin ligase complex. Bases 42 to 1355 code for a protein of 437 amino acids. Gene Ontology annotation, molecular function: protein binding. The record is from RefSeq and is a predicted model, not a curated record.